AUGGCAUCUUCUGUGUUUCCUGGCAUCCGCCUGAGCAAUGUUCCCACCUCCAACCCUAGAGAAUUUGUCAGUUUGGUUCUGAAAUCCUGUGCAUGGAAGUCCAGCCCUGCGCCCCCAGGGAAAGGCCAGCUACGAAUAAAAGCUCAAAGGGAAAAGCCUGCAAGAAGAGUUGUACUGCUGACAGAGGAAAUGGAUGCUGGAUUACAGGCAUGGAAGCUCAGGCAGCAGAAACUGGAGGAAGAAAGGAAGCAAGAAAAUGCUCUUAAACCUAAAGGGACUUCACUAAAAAGCCCACUUCCAAAUCAAUAA
Meriones unguiculatus (Mongolian gerbil) is the source of this 309-nucleotide messenger RNA. Its product is annotated as large ribosomal subunit protein mL52-like. Gene Ontology annotation, molecular function: structural constituent of ribosome. The transcript is spliced from 2 exons. Gene Ontology annotation, cellular component: mitochondrial large ribosomal subunit. The record is from RefSeq and is a predicted model, not a curated record. NCBI's taxonomy places the organism in Eukaryota, Metazoa, Chordata, Mammalia, Rodentia, Muridae. The coding region runs from base 1 to 309 and encodes 102 amino acids. Gene Ontology annotation, biological process: mitochondrial translation.